AUGAACGUCACCAGUACCGGAUAUUAUACGUCGCUGUAUCUAAAUCAGCAAAUGAGCAAAAGACGACAACACAUUCCCUAUGACCAAUACUACUCGUCGUACUACCACAAUGACAUAGAAGAUAACUCCAUCAGGGAUGAAGAGAUAAAAACCAUCCUAUCGUCUCCCAAGUCCAGGGCCGUCUCCGAAAAACCAAGAGUCCCCUCCAAAACAUCAUUAUAUAGCCAGUCGUCAUCUCCACCAUCAUCUUCCAAGUCAUCGCGUCCAACCAUAUCUGCAUACUCCUCGGAUUCCUCAUUGGGAACCAGUGAAAUGUUUGUUGCUGAUGAUGAUGACGAACUAGAAUCAGAAGAAGAAUCAGACGACCCUGACAGACUAGCAGAAGAACUCACACCCGCCCAUCUCAAUUACUUAGCUACCCAACCACAAUACGUACCGUAUCGUCCGUCCCGACGCGAUCCUUACCAACCCCAACCUCUUUCCCCCGUUCAACAAAUACACUAUGUUGCUCGUCCACCACGAGUGCGACCCAACAAGAACGGAGACUAUUACAUCAACCAACAAAAAAAGUACGAUAAAGCAUCAGGAGAUAUGAAACCACGACUUUACUCCCACAAGACAUUCAAGGAUGUGUUUAUCAACAAGGAUGAGAAAUUGGACCGGUAUAACCCCAUGGAUUUGGUGUUUGAGGGGAGAGACGCCAAUGCAAACGGGAACAAAUUCUUGAAGAAUGUUCAGACAAUUUUGAAAAAGGAUGAUUAUAAUGACUACAAUUACUAUGAUCACAAGACGAAAGAAAAGAAGAAAAAGAGUCCCGUUAAGGAAGUUUUCGUCAGUGAUGUUGAAGAUGACGAUAGUGAUAUCGAGUCUAUCGACCAGGAAACUUUCUUGAAUGAAGAGCAAAGAAAGAUGAUUAAGAAGAAUUCAACUUUGAAAAAGGCGUGGAAAAAGAAAAUUGCUAAGGCAAAGAAGGAGUUGGGUCGAGAUUUUGAUAAGUUUGCCAUCAAGCAGAACGAAAUUGAGCAUGAAUUGAAGGAGAAGAAAGAAAAAGAGAAGGCGGCAAAGAAAGAGGCUAAGGAGAAGGAGAAGGCUGCCAAAAAGGGCAAGAAAGAAGAUAAAAAAGAAGAAGCAAAAGACCAAGAGAAAGAGGAAAAGAAGGAAGACAAGAAAGAGGAGAAGAAAGAAGAGAAGAAAGAGGAGAAGAAAGAAGAGAAGAAAGAGGAAAAGAAGGAAGAACACAAGAAAGCAGAUGACAAAUUCAGUCCUGGCUGGAACUAUCUUCUUUCUCUUGUGAAAUACGACAGACCAACUGAACCCAACAAGGAAAAAGAGGAAAAGGAAGCGCCUAAGCCCAAACCCAAACCUGCUCCGGUCAUGGAAUCUCCAUACACCAAGAACACGAGAAUAAUCAAGAAAAAUCUCAAGGGAUUCACUAAGAACUCCAAGAUAAUAUUUGGAAAUUGGAAUCAACCUGUUGCAAAUGUGUUGACUGGCGAGUUAGCCAAGACCGACAAGAAAAAGGUUUUAAAACCAGCAAGUGUAAAGGCAAAAAGUGUUCAUAGUAAGAGCAUACACAGCAAGAGUAUCCACAGUAAGAGUAUUCACAGCAAGAGCGUCCACUCCAACGAAGAAGGUGACGACGAUGUCGAAAGUAAAGAAUUUGUCAUUGAAUGUGAUAGUGACAAUUCAGAUGAAGAUAUAGCUGAGGAACUUUACUAUAACCCAAUAACGAAACAACUCGAACCAACACCGCCAACAUCGCUGUCAUCAAUGGAAGUGGAUGAUGUUGAUUCGGAUUCAGAAGCGGCAUCUGUUCAUAGACUUCCAUUAAUGUAUCAAACCAUGACCCAUGCCCGGUCGCUAGCAGGAAGAUUCUUUACCCUUGACCCUCAUACACCGCUUGCGGUAGUGUCCAACUUUGUCAGUUUGAUCAAGAAAAUUGACAUUAUGAGGCGUGUGUUCUCACCCAUUGAUAUCAUGGGCGAAUGGUUUCCUCAAGCCCAAACCUUGGUGAUAUUUCUCGAAUUGGGAAUAUUCAUGUGGAUCUUGUUUGAAUUGAGUCGGUUAAUUGAUGCCUUGUGUAUGAUGAUCAAGGCAUUCUGUGCACCUAUGAUUGCCAUUGGGCGGUUCAUGAAUAAGAUUAUAUAG
Molecule: messenger RNA, 2148 nt
Organism: Spathaspora passalidarum NRRL Y-27907
Lineage: Eukaryota; Fungi; Ascomycota; Pichiomycetes; Serinales; Debaryomycetaceae
Exons: 1
Coding region: 1-2148 (715 amino acids)
Source: RefSeq, a predicted model, not a curated record